Pseudophryne corroboree (corroboree frog) is the source of this 4624-nucleotide messenger RNA. RefSeq names its product FERM domain containing kindlin 2 (gene FERMT2). Gene Ontology annotation, molecular function: integrin binding. The record is from RefSeq and is a predicted model, not a curated record. Gene Ontology annotation, cellular component: extrinsic component of cytoplasmic side of plasma membrane; focal adhesion. Lineage: Eukaryota; Metazoa; Chordata; Amphibia; Anura; Myobatrachidae. The transcript is spliced from 15 exons. Gene Ontology annotation, biological process: integrin-mediated signaling pathway; cell-matrix adhesion. Bases 95 to 2017 code for a protein of 640 amino acids.
CGGCCCCUGGAGGAGGGAAGCGGAGUCUGUGCUCAGAGCCCUCACUCAUCCUCCCAGCAGCCGGAGUGCAGGGACAGGGGAGAGGAAGGGAGAAAUGGCUCUCGAUGGUAUACGGAUGCCAGAUGGCUGCUACGCCGACGGGACAUGGGAGCUAAAUAUCCUUGUGACGGAUCUUAACCGUGAUGUUACCCUCCGAGUUACCGGGGAUGUGCAUAUUGGAGGGGUGAUGCUGAAAUUGGUGGAAAAACUGGAUGUGAAGAGGGACUGGUCUGACCACGCUCUGUGGUGGGAGAAGAAGAAGACGUGGCUCCUGAAGACCCACUGGACCUUAGACAAGUACGGAAUCCAGGCAGAUGCCAAACUGCAGUUCACCCCUCAACACAAGCUGCUCCGGCUGCAGCUCCCCAACAUGAAGUACGUGAAAGUCAAGGUCAACUUCUCCGACCGCGUCUUCAAAGCCGUCUCGGACAUCUGCAAGACCUUCAAUAUUAGACAUCCCGAAGAACUGUCGCUGCUCCGGAAACCGAGAGACCCACCGAGAGACCCAACAAAGAAGAAGAAGAAAAAGAUUGACGACCUGACGGAGGAAAACAUUCUUGAACUCGAAGGGCCCUUAUUGACACCGGGGUCUGGCACUGAUGUUCUAUACAUUGGUCCAGUGAAAGGAAGUAUAUAUUCCAGCCCGGGUCUAUACAGUAAAACCAUGACCCCCACGUACGAUUCCCGUGAUGGUAGCCCCCUCUCACCUACGUCAGCCUGGUUUGGUGACAGUGCUUUGUCGGAGGGGAAUCCUGGAAUUCUUGCCGUUAGCCAGCCAAUCACCUCUCCAGAUGUUGUGGCCAAAAUGUACAAGCCCCAAUCCCUUCUUGACAAAGCCAAAAUAAAUCAGGGGUGGCUAGAUUCCUCUCGGUCUCUCAUGGAACAAGAGGUGAAGGAGAAUGAAGCCUUACUACUUAGAUUUAAAUACUACAGCUUCUUCGACUUGAAUCCAAAGUAUGACGCCAUCCGGAUCAAUCAGCUCUUUGAACAAGCGAAAUGGUCCAUCCUUCUGGAGGAGAUAGUGAUCCUUUGUGCUGAUUCUCGUGCGUUUUGGCAUCACAGACCCAAGAAACUGACUCUGAAGGGCUACAAGCAGUAUUGGUGCACAUUUAAAGACACCUCCAUCUCUUGUUACAAGAGCAAAGAGGAGGCCAAUGGAACACCGGCCCACCAGAUGAACCUGAGAGGCUGUGAAGUGACCCCAGACGUCAACAUAUCUGGACAGAAGUUUAUCAUUAAGCUCCUCAUACCAGUUGCUGAAGGAAUGAAUGAGAUCUGGCUGCGGUGUGAAACUGAGAAGCAAUAUGCCCACUGGAUGGCAGCCUGCCGGUUGGCGUCCAAAGGCAAGACCAUGGCAGAUAGUUCUUACAACCUAGAAGUCCAGAACAUCUUGUCUUUCCUGAAGAUGCAGCACCUGAACCCAGACCCACAGUUUAUCCCAGACCAAGUCAACUCGGACAUUAACCCAGAGUGUGUCGUUUCACCUAGAUAUUUGAAGAAGUACAAGAGCAAGCAGCCAGGCUAUAUAAGAGACUUGAUUACAGCCCGAAUCCUGGAAGCGCACCAGAACGUCGCUCAGAUGAGUCUAAUAGAAGCCAAGAUGAGGUUCAUCCAGGCGUGGCAGUCGCUGCCAGAAUUUGGCAUCACCCAUUUUAUCGCCAGGUUCCAAGGAGGAAAGAAAGAAGAGCUGAUCGGCAUUACCUACAAUCGGCUUAUCAGGAUGGAUGCGAACACUGGAGACGCUAUUAAAACGUGGCGGUUUAGCAACAUGAAGCAAUGGAAUGUCAACUGGGAAAUCAAAAUGGUAACCGUGGAGUUUGCAGAUGAAAUGAGGCUCUCCUUCAUCUGCACCGAAGUGGAUUGCAAAGUAGUUCACGAAUUUAUUGGCGGAUAUAUUUUCCUGUCCACGCGGGCCAAGGACCAGAACGAGAGUCUCGACGAGGAGAUGUUUUUUAAACUCACCAGCGGAUGGGUGUGAGAUCCGCCACGCCGCUCCCCGUCUUCCUCCCCAUUUACCAGAGCUGUUCUAUUUUUUUUUUUUUUUUCCUAAGUAUGCUGCUUACGAAAAAAAAAAAACAUUUAAAUAAACGUUAGCUUGAGAUGUAUCCACUCUAAGAACGUAUUGCAUUUAGCCAGCUGUGUGCACUAGCCAGAGCACUCCCGUACUCCACCACAGCGAUAUGUAGCGAGCUCUGCCCAAAAGGUCAUCGUCCAAUAUCAGGGUUUCUACUAGUUGUGCGUUUCCGCCAGCGGUCCGAGAGGCAGAUUCCCAUUUUUUAGCAGCGGAGGCGGCUAAGCGUGAGCGAAGCUAAGGAGAGCAUGCAAGAUGUUUAAGUUAUUCACUAUGACUGCCCAGGGAUUAGAAGUUAAAACAAUCAGGUGUACUGCAUGCUUUAAUAUAAAAAUAUCUAUAAUUAAAAAAAUAAAUUGGGUUCCUAAAAAAAAACUAAAUUUGUGGACUUUUUAAACUGUCCUGUCUUCUGAAUAGUGUUUUAGCUGUUACCUUUUUUACCUAUUAGGUCAACUUUAAAUUCUUGGGCUAUUUUAAGAGCAGUAUUCGUCAAGAAAACACCCUAAGGCAGGGUGCCAAUCACUUACAUUGGGUGGUGGCCGCUAUUUUGUUGUGUGAACCAAUACCCAUGGCGGCAAAGUCAGCGAUUCAAUAUGGACGUUAAAAUAUUCAGUUGCUAAAUUGAUAGGCAGCUUAUGAUUGGUAUCCGGUCUCUAGGUCGACAUCUAUUGGUCGACAGUAGCUUGUUCGACAGGGUCUCUAGGGCAACAUAUUCUAGGUCAACGAGAGUUUUUUUUUUUUUUUUUUUUUUUUCUUAAUUGUUUUUUUUUUACUUACUUACUUUACGGUCCACACAGACUACGAUUGGGAAUGUACCUUGGCCGAAGCAUGGCGAGCGAAGCGGUGCCCCAGUUGGGGUUCCCGGUCACUGUAAGGCGAAAACGAUACCAAAAAAGAUUAGUCAUGUCGACCUAGUUACUGUCGAUCAAUAGUGGUCAACCGAGACACUGACAACCUUCAAUACCACACCCCUUAUGAAUACAGCCUACAAAGUGGUUGCCUAUGGGCUGCACCUCCUAUGAUCUAGUGACGCGAUGGACUGUGUUCCAGUGAGUUUUGGUUCACCCGCAAACAUGGCUGCCGCCGCUGUCUGUAGGGCAGUGGGUACGAUUUAAAGUAUCCUAUCCAUUUCUUACCCCAGUGUAUAUUACCUUUUCUGCUCUACGACUAUCGACACCGUAUAGUAUUAAGCAAAAUGUAGUGUUCACCAGCGUUCUGUGCGACAGAUAUGCAAUGUUUCAUGACAAUAUGAAGUCAAGGUCUAAUGAAGUAUACAUUUUUGUGUAACUUAUGUAAAAAAAAAAAAAAAAAAAAAUCAAAAACACAAAUUUUAUAUAAUUGUACAGUGUUUUUUGUUUGUUUUUUUGCCUAACUACUCACUGUUUUGCUUUAGGUAUAUAGUAUGUCUGCAGGUAAAAAAAAAAAAAAAAAAAGUACAACUUUUAAGAAUGUAUUCCUUUUUUAUUUUAUUUUUAUUUGUGUAUUAAAAAAAAAAAUAAUCACUACAUUUUAUAAUGUUCUCGUGUCACAGAACUAUGUCGUCUCAGCUAGAUCAUGAUGGGGAGGGGGGGAGAGACAUUGGGAAAAUAUAUGGUGCUAGGAUGAUGUAACUAAACCUAAAGUACAAGUGCCUGAUAAAUAACAUUUAUUGUAACACUCAAACAAAAAAAAAAUAAUCUAAAAUGUAUAUAUAUAUUAGACAUACAUGCGUGUAAUCCCCCAAAAAGUGCUGUAAACACUGCAUAGCCUACAUCAGUUGACUACAAAUAAUAGAUCGGUGUGCGCUACACAGUAAAUUAAUUGUUUAUUAUAUUUUGUUAGGUAAUGGGAACUUGCGCACCUAUAUUUGUGGUUGUUACAUGAUGCUUAUAUAUCAGCCUGUACUUUUUAGGCCUCUCCUUGACAAUAAAGUGCAGGCUUAGGACCGGUCUGGCACUGAGAUGAAAUAGAACAACCUAAUCUCCCGGUCAGCCAUCUUUAUAGUUGGCUGGGAGCUGCAAUUUAGCAAGCGGCCCAGUGCUAAAGGUUACAUGCUCCUCUGAUAGGGGCUCUAGUGUUGCUGCAGAACUUUCAUUUGUUGGCUGAGGAAAGUGCAAUGAAAGACCAACGCUAACCCUGUUUUGUUUAUAUACCACGUCACGGUUUAUGCGGCCGACGUGAUAGAAACUGUAAAGCCACCUCCGAGCCCCGGCACACUGAAAGCAUUUGACUCUGACUGUUAUUUAAAAGAAGCUUAAUUAGAAUUACCUGUAAUCUGAAUGGUUAGGAGUUAUUGGUCAUUGCAGAACAUGUGCCUCGUUACAGGGAAAUGUCUCAUCACAGAUCUCUAUUCUAAUUCCAUACAUCCUGGGUAUGGCACCGCCAUUCAUUAUUUGGCCGGUUUGUCAUGUUAAAGGGCUGCAUGAGACACCUCAACCGUACAACACAAGUUAAAGUUUUUGUUAUGCUAUGUUAUGAAUUAAAAUUAUGUAUAAAAGCUUUUUAUUUUAAAUAAAAGACAACAUUUUAUUUGUU